Molecule: messenger RNA, 1281 nt
Organism: Elephantulus edwardii (Cape elephant shrew)
Lineage: Eukaryota; Metazoa; Chordata; Mammalia; Macroscelidea; Macroscelididae
Gene: DGKE
Product: diacylglycerol kinase, epsilon 64kDa
Exons: 8
Coding region: 1-1281 (426 amino acids)
Molecular function (GO): ATP-dependent diacylglycerol kinase activity
Source: RefSeq, a predicted model, not a curated record
AUGGAUGAGGACAAGCAGCGGGCGCCGAGCCUGUUUGCGGACGGACACCUGGUCCUGUGGACGCUGUGCUCGGUGCUGCUGCCCGUCUUCAUCACCUUCUGGUGUAGCCUGCAGCGGUCACGCCGGCAGCUGCACCGCAGGGACAUCUUCCGCAAGAGCAAGCACGGGUGGCGGGACACCGACCUGUUCAGCCAGCCCACCUACUGCUGUGUGUGCGCGCAGCACAUCCUGCAGGGCGCCUUCUGCGACUGCUGCGGGCUGCGCGUGGACGAGGGCUGCCUCAAGAAGGCCGACAAGCGCUUCCAGUGCAAGGAGAUCAUGCUCAAGAACGACAGCAAGGCCCCCGACGCCAUGCCCCACCACUGGAUCCGGGGCAACGUCCCUCUGUGCAGUUACUGUGUGGUGUGCAAGCAGCAGUGCGGCAGUCAGCCCAAACUCUGCGAUUACAGGUGUAUUUGGUGUCAGAAAACAGUACAUGAUGAAUGCAUGAAAAAUAGCUUAAAGAAUGAAAAGUGUGAUUUUGGAGAAUUCCGAAACAUCAUCAUCCCACCAAGUUAUUUAACCUCCAUCAAUCAAAUGCGUAAAGACAAAAAAACAGAUUAUGAAAUGCUAGCCUCCAAGUUUGGGAAGCAGUGGACUCCGUUGAUAGUCUUGGCCAACUCCCGUAGUGGAACUAACAUGGGAGAAGGACUGUUGGGAGAAUUUAGGAUCCUAUUAAAUCCAGUCCAGGUUUUUGAUGUGACAAAAACUCCUCCUGCCAAAGCCCUCCAGCUAUGUACUCUUCUCCCCCAUUACUCAGCCCGAGUGCUUGUUUGUGGUGGAGAUGGGACUGUGGGCUGGGUCCUGGAUGCCGUGGAUGAAAUGAAGAUUAAGGGACAAGAAAAAUACAUCCCACAAGUAGCAGUCUUGCCUCUGGGAACAGGCAACGAUCUGUCUAAUACACUGGGCUGGGGUACGGGUUAUGCUGGAGAAAUCCCAGUUGCACAAGUCUUAAGAAAUGUAAUGGAAGCAGAUGGAAUUAAAUUAGAUCGAUGGAAAGUUCAGGUAACCAACAAAGGAUACUACAAUUUACGAAAAGCCAAGGAGUUCACAAUGAACAACUAUUUUUCUAUUGGACCUGAUGCUCUCAUGGCUCUCAAUUUUCAUGCCCAUCGUGAGAAGGCACCUUCACUGUUUUCUAGCAGAAUUCUUAAUAAGGCUGUUUACCUGUUCUAUGGAACUAAAGAUUGUUUGGUGCAAGAAUGUAAAGAUCUGAAUAAAAAGGUUGAGGUAAGCUAUUAA